CAGUUGAGUUAGUCCUCAGCUGCUUUUUUGUUUUAAUAAUCUUUACCACCUACGACGACAAAGAGAAAGAGAAAGCUUGAGAAUAUAAUAAAAUCCUCUUUAUUAUUCAAAAAAGUCAUCACCAAACCAAAGCAUUGCCCAAAUCUCAGUCUCUCUUUCAUUGUCAUUGUGUGUGUAUGUUUUGAAAAACAAAAAAUGGCAGCCCUAAUGUACCAAAUAUUCUCAUCAUCGGCGUUGGUAUCAUUAGGGCUAUACCAUCUGAUCAGCACCACGAGAAACUACCUCAAAUCUCCACAACCGUCCUACUUUGCCAAACCCUUCCACCCUUUCCCUCACAAUCGCCUCAGACACCUUCAACUCUACCUCCUCAUCCUCUGCCUCAUCAUCGCUUUCGCUCACCAACUCCUCCUAUCUGCCGAAUCCGACCCACUCGUCAAAGGCCACACCCCCGUCCACCGCUUCACUUCCCUCCAAUCCGCCGCCGUCCUCUUCCUCUUCCUCCUCCUCUCCGUCUCCCUCCUCCUCUCCGACUCCCCUACCUCCCUCCUCCCCCUCCCUCCCGAUCUCUUCUUCGCACUCGGCUCCGCCGUUUUCUUCUUGCAAUACUCCGUCUCCUCCACCGCCGCCACCGUCCAGACCUCCGAUCUCCAAGCCAACUGCGACACCAUCUCCGCGCGAAUCUCCGCUCUCAUCUCUCUCCUCUGUCUAAUCCUCGCCUGCCAGCCCAGGCUCUUUGUUGCCGAUGUGGGACUCGGGGCUGCUUUCUGCUUGCAAGGCCUUUGGGUUUUGCAAACUGGGUUGUCUCUCUACGUCGAGGCUUUUAUCCCUGAAGGGUGUCAUGGUUUGCUUGAUGUGGUGAGUGGCGUAGAAGGGUCGACUAAGUGCGAGCUCGAGGACUCGAGGUUGCGAGCUGUGGCUCUUCUGGAUCUGGUGUUUCUGGUUCAUGUGAUGUUUGUCGUGUUGAUUGCGAUGGUUACUUACGCCGUUGUUGCGAAAACCGUCGGAUUCGGAGAUUGGGGUCUUAUGAGGCCUUGCCUACUGCUGCUGUUGAUAACAAUCAUAUUCAGAUUCAGAUGAAAGCUAUGACUGGCACCCAGGCUUGAUUUUUUGUCUUUCUUUUUUUUUUUUUUCUUUUUUUAAUUUAAUUUUGCUUGGUCUAGCUGCAGUGUUGUGUAUACAUUACAAGAACAGUCACUUUUUUUUUUGGUUUAAUAUGUUGUCUCUGACUGUUAAGUCUGUUUUACCUCUUUAUUGCUAGAGAUAUCUCAGUUUACCCGCACAUAUUGUUUGAAUUA
Messenger RNA from Quercus lobata, 1295 nucleotides. RefSeq names its product plant viral-response family protein (DUF716). Lineage: Eukaryota; Viridiplantae; Streptophyta; Magnoliopsida; Fagales; Fagaceae. Bases 196 to 1077 code for a protein of 293 amino acids. The record is from RefSeq and is a predicted model, not a curated record. The transcript has a single exon.